UCUGAGAGAGAGAGGAGAGUCCUCAAAGUUCAGAGGGGUUCAUAUCACGUUGUUGCCUCGUGCUCUUUUGUACAGUGACAAUUAUCUCCAACUUUUUCAAGACAAUUUCACACAUGAGGUGUUUUCAUUUCAAUGCCCAAGCUAUUGAUGCCAAGGGUCACUGUUGCUUUUGCUAUUGCUAUUCUAUUCCCAUCAUACAAAUAAAUAACGACAAAGAGAACAAAAAUACUAUGUGAUCAUAAGCAUUAAUUUUUAUGGACCAUAUUUCUCAUCACCAACUAUAGCCAUACCAUAGCAUUAGCCUUUUUGUCAUCUCCUUUCCCCCUUCAAUUUCCUCUACUUUUUUUUCCCCAGUGCUCGGAUUCUCCAUAUUCCAUUAUGCUUUUUAUGGUCUUCCUCUGCGACUACUUUUGGUUCCCUCUUCCUGUGCCACUGGUUAAACUUUGUCCAAUUCAAACAAGCUGCACGUUUUCUACACCAAAUUGGUGCUAGAAAAAAGUAAGUGAAGAUGUUGCUUCCCUUGUUUGUGGAGAAGGGUGAUAAUUAGUGGAUAUUGUUGUAUAGGCAACUCAUCCAACCAUGAUUAAAGUUUGGCUCUUGGCUUUGAUGGUUUUCUCCAAUGGAUACGCUUCAACUGGAGCGGGCAUGAAUAAUUCCACAAUACCAGAUUUUGUAAAUAUUGGGGCUCUCUUCUCUUUCAAUACCAGUGUUGGUAAAAGUGUACAAAUUGCUAUAGAAGCUGCGAUUGAAGAUGUAAAUUCUAAUCCAAAUAUUCUUGGUCAAACCAAGCUGAACCUCUCACUGCAAGAAGAUUCAAAGUAUAGAGGUUUCCUGAGCAUUGCUGAGGUUUUGCAGGUCAUGGCAAGACAAUCGGUGGCAAUAAUUGGCCCUCAUAGCUCUGUAACAGCUCAUGUCAUAACUCAUAUUGCAAAUGAGCUCCAAGUUCCUCUGCUGUCAUUUUCAGCUUUGGACCCUACCCUCUCUUCACUUCAAUUCCCAUUCUUCAUUAGAACUUGUCAUAGUGAUCUUUAUCAAAUGGCUGCAAUAGCAGACCUUGUUGACUACUAUGGUUGGAAAGAUGUUAUUGCUGUCUACUUUGAUGAUGAUAAUGGGAGAAAUGGAAUUGGCGCAUUAGGUGAUAAGCUGGCUGAGAAGCGGUGCAGGAUAUCAUAUAAAGCACCUUUGAGCCCUGAAGCAUCUCUUGAAGAGAUUACUAAUGUGCUUGUUCAGGUGGCUCUGGCAGAAUCACGAGUAAUAGUUGUUCAUGCCAAUACUCAAUGGGGGCCCAAGGUGUUUACUGUUGCGAAUAAUCUUGGGAUGAUGGGAACUGGGUAUGUCUGGAUAGCCACUGCUUUCCUCUCUGCUCUGCUUGAUAUUCAAAAUCACCUCUCUUCAGAUGCAAUCGAUGAAAUUCAAGGCGUUCUUACACUGCGUAUAUACACACCAGAUUCAAAGCUCAAAAGGAGGUUUGUUUCUAAGUGGAAAAACUUGACUAGUGGAGAUAAUGCUAAUGUCCCCCUUGGAUUGAGUUUUGUAGCUCUCUAUGCAUAUGACACUGUUUAUGUGCUUGCUCAUGCACUUGAUGCAUUUUUCAAACAAGGUAACCAAAUUACAUUCUCAACUGAUUCAAAGCUAUCUAGCAUACAUGGAGACAAUUUGCAUCUUGAUGCCUUGAAAAUCUUUAAUGAAGGAAACUUGUUACGCAGUAAUAUUUACGAGGUUAACAUGACUGGUGUAUCAGGUCCAAUCAAGUAUACAUCUGAUAGAAACCUUGUUAAUCCUGCAUAUGAAAUCAUUAAUGUGGUUGGAACAGGGACUCGGAGGAUCGGUUAUUGGUCUAAUUACUCUGGAUUAUCAGUUGUCGCUCCAGGAACUCUUCAGUCCAAACCAGCCAGUCUUUCCAGGCAAAGUCAAAAGCUGUUCCCUGUGAUUUGGCCUGGAAACACCGAUCAGAGACCUCGUGGUUGGGUUUUCCCUAACAAUGGAAGGGUCUUAAAGAUUGGAGUACCAAAAGGUGUUUUUUACCAUGAAUUUGUCUCCCAAAUAAGAGGCACCGAUUUGUUUGAGGGAUUCUGCAUCGAUGUAUUUCUUGCUGCAGUGAACCUGUUGUCUUAUGCUGUCCCCUAUAAGUUCGUACCAUAUGGGGAUGGCAAGAACAAUCCUAGUAUGACCGAGCUGACUCGUCUGAUCACAACCGGCGAAUUUGAUGGUGCUGUUGGUGACAUUGCAAUUACUACAGAAAGAACAAGGAUGGUGGAUUUUACUCAGCCAUAUAUUGAGUCUGGUCUUGUGGUAGUAGCACCAGUUAAGAGGGCAGAAACCAAUGCUUUGGCCUUUUUGGCUCCGUUUACACCAAAGAUGUGGUGUGUCACAGCUAUCUUUUUCAUAUUAGUGGGAGCUGUUGUUUGGAUUUUGGAGCAUAGGGUGAAUGAUGAAUUUAGGGGACCACCCAAAAAACAAUUAAUUACUGUUUUAUGGUUUAGUUUUUCAACAAUGUUCUUUUCCCACCGGGAAAAUACAGUGAGCACACUUGGUCGCUUUGUGUUGAUCAUAUGGUUAUUUGUAGUUCUUAUAAUUAACUCAAGUUACACGGCAAGUCUUACCUCAAUCCUCACAGUGCAACAGCUUUAUUCGCCCAUUAAAGGCAUUGAAAGUUUAUUAAGUGGCAAAGAGCCUAUUGGGUACACGCAGGGUUCUUUUGCUAGAAAUUAUUUAGUUCAGGAAAUUGGUAUUGUUGAGUCCAGGCUUGUUCCUCUAACAACACCAGAAGAAGCUGCUAAAGCACUGAGAAAGGGUCCCCAAAAUGGGGGUGUUUCUGCAUACAUCGAUGAGCGUGCCUACAUGGACAUCUUCCUUUCCACCCGAUGUAAUUUAACUGUUGUAGGUCAAGAGUUCACCAGAAACGGUUGGGGAUUUGCAUUUCCACGAGACUCGCCAUUAGCAGUUGACCUGUCAACUGCCAUAUUGCAAAUGAUAGAUAGUGGAGAUUUACAAAGGAUCCAUGACAAAUGGCUUUUGAGUAGUGCUUGCUUAUCACAAGGUGCAAAGCUUGAAGUGGAAAGACUCCAACUUAAAAGCUUUUGGGGCCUCUAUGUGAUCUGUGGGCUUGCCUGUUUGCUCGCACUCUUCAUAUAUCUAAUACAGAUUUGGAGGCAAUACCACAAGCAUUACUCUGAAGAACUUGAGUCGGCUGACCAAAGCCCAGGAUCAUCAAGAUCUUCACGUCUUAAGACUUUCCUUUCCUUUGCAGAUGAAAAAGAAGAGACCAUUAAGAGCCGGACCAAGAGAAGGAAAAUGGAGAGGAUCUCAUACAGAAGCAGUGAGGGAAGCUCAUCCAUUAACUCCAAUAAGGGAUAUGCUUCACGCAGAAGUGAAUGUGCUGGCGAAGUAUGACCAACAGUUGCCAUUUCUGCACGAUUUUCUAGCCUUUUAUUACAUCUGUAACCCUCCUCAUCCCUACUGCAAAUAGUGGCCUACUAGUACUUUUUUCCCCCUAGUAAAUAUACGUUGGAUAAAUUAAAACUUUUGCUAGCUAUAUGUAACACUCACUUUUAACUUGGUCUUUAUACAAAAAAAAAAAAAAGGUUUUGAUUCAGUUUAUAUAUGUAAAAU
Messenger RNA from Cajanus cajan (pigeon pea), 3612 nucleotides. The record is from RefSeq and is a predicted model, not a curated record. Lineage: Eukaryota; Viridiplantae; Streptophyta; Magnoliopsida; Fabales; Fabaceae.